This is a messenger RNA of Oikopleura dioica, 819 nucleotides long. The record is from the annotation of a GenBank genome assembly. NCBI's taxonomy places the organism in Eukaryota, Metazoa, Chordata, Appendicularia, Copelata, Oikopleuridae.
AUGACAACAAAUCCACCGCCGUAUGAUGAGAUAAAAAACUACGGUCCAGUAGCCGGAGGAGCUAUACCUCCAGAGAAUACCCCAUUAGUGUCUGGUGCUCCGAUUCAUUAUGACCAUUACGUUGCCGAUAAUGGAAGCGCCAACUUCACCUCUGGUGUUGGUUUCGACAACAACGACGUCCGACGACUUUUCAUCCGAAAGGUUUAUGCCAUCCUCUCUGUCCAGCUUAUAGUCACCGCUGGCUUCAUCGCUGCUUUUAUGAGCAGUGAAGAAAUCAAGGGUUACAUGCGAACAGAUGGAGCUCCAAUCCUCUACGCCAGUCUCGGUGUCUACAUGGUCACCUACUUCUGCCUCGUCUGCCCUUGUUGCAAUUUCCAGCGCAAGUUCCCUCUCAACGUUAUCAUGCUGUGUUUGUUCACCAUCGCCAUGUCUGUUGUUGCCGCCGCAGUUGCUUCGAGCUACAAUACUGAUGUCGUUCUGCUUGCCGCUGCAACUACUGCGACAAUUGUUCUUGUAACAUUCAUGACUAAAUUUGAUAUUACUAAAUUUUGGUACAUCGGACUCAUUGGUGGUUUGGCUAUGAUGUUCGUCUGGCCUUGGUUCUUCAUUCUCGGGGUUUCCGAAACAUCGUACGCUAUUUAUUGCGGCUUUGGGGUCAUGUUAUUCACCUUUUAUCUUGCCUACGACACGAAGACAAUCCUUGGCGGCGGUCGAAUGGAAAUCGGGCCAGAUGACUACAUCGUCGCUGUCGUUCAGCUUUACGUCGACAUCGUCCAAAUAUUCCUCUACUUGCUGAGAAUCUUCGGUCGCGCCGACUGA